Messenger RNA from Clarias gariepinus (North African catfish), 2042 nucleotides. RefSeq names its product solute carrier family 47 member 3 (gene slc47a3). The record is from RefSeq and is a predicted model, not a curated record. Bases 230 to 1855 code for a protein of 541 amino acids. Lineage: Eukaryota; Metazoa; Chordata; Actinopteri; Siluriformes; Clariidae. Gene Ontology annotation, cellular component: membrane. Gene Ontology annotation, molecular function: antiporter activity; xenobiotic transmembrane transporter activity. Gene Ontology annotation, biological process: xenobiotic detoxification by transmembrane export across the plasma membrane. The transcript is spliced from 17 exons.
UCACUAUACGGUAACAUUUUUUGACAAGGGAGCACACUUGAGAAGAACAUGGCUGAUCCGCCUAAACCCCGCAGCUGGUCGGAAUCUUCUGCUAUCUGGGAUAAGCGUUGUACUGUGCUUUCCUCUUUAUUUUAUUGAGGGCGGAGUUCACAAGCAGUAGAAUAAAAACCCGUUUCGUUUGCAGAAUCUACCUGAAUUAUUCCAGCAGGUUGUCCAACAAGUUGAAAAGAUGGCUGAAAGUACACACAGUGGUUUUCUCGGACAGUUCAGCACGUUCAUAAACAUCGACUUAAAGAAAGAACUGAAGGAGCUGGCAACUCUGGCUUUGCCCGUGUUUUUGUCCUACGUUAUGGUCUACUUGAUCGGUUUUGUGAGCGUUGUAUUUUGUGGACAUCUGGGAAGGACGGAGCUGGACGGGGUGGCGCUAGCUACAGCGAUUAUCAACGUUUCAGCGGUUUCCGUAGGCUAUGGUUUGGCAUCAGCAGCAGCCACAUUAAUAUCCCAAACCUUUGGGAGUGGGAACCUUAAGCGAAUUGGCGUGAUUGUGCAGAGGACAUUUCUCAUCUUAAUGUUGGCCUGCUUCCCUUGCUGGGCCAUUUUAAUAAACACAGAAUCAUUAUUGAUUGCUGUUAAACAGGACCCUGAGGUUGCCAGACGAUCUCAGGAAUAUGUAAAGAUUUACAUGGGUGCUCUUCCAGGAUUAUUUGCAUUCAUAACCGAGGCAACAUAUCUGCAAAAUCAAGGAAUUAUGUGGCCGUUGGUCAUCUCUGGAGCUGUAAGCAAUGUGAUCAAUGCCUUGUCUAACUACAUUUUUAUUUUUGUUUUGGAUCUUGGUGUUGCUGGCUCUGCAGCAGCCAAUGUUGCUUCACAGUACACUAUGGCUAUUAUACCUUUGGUCUACAUCUGGUAUAAAGGACUUCAUAAGAACACCUGGCAGGGCCUGUCCAUGGAAUGUCUACAGGAGUGGGGUGAGUUUAUGCGACUUGGCCUUCCAGGCAUGAUAAUGCUGGGUGCAGAGUGGUGGACCUAUGAGCUGGGUGCAUUUUUGGCAGGUUUGAUAAGCGAAGUAGAGCUUGGAUCCCAAUCAGUUACUUAUGAACUGGCAAACAUUGCAUACAUGUUUCCUAUAGGCUUCAGUGUGGCAGGCAGUGUGAAAGUGGGAAAUGCUCUGGGGGCUGGAAACACUGAACUGGCAAAACUGUCUGCUAAGAUCUCCAUAACCUGUGCAGUCUCCAUCUCGGUGUGCUUGGCAGUUAUCAUUGGCAGUUGCAAAGAUGUCAUUUCUUACAUCUUCUCAACUGAUCAAGAGAUUAGAGAGACAGUCAGUAGAGUAAUGGUGCUCUAUGCCCCUUUCCAUAUUCUUGACGCAACAGCCGCAGCUGGUGGGAGUAUUGUCAGAGCCCUAGGAAAGCACUUGUUUGGGGCAGCUGGAAACCUGGUUGGAUAUUAUGGCAUAGGCUUUCCUAUUGGAGUAUCUUUGAUGUUUGCUGCUAAAAUGGGCAUAUUUGGUCUUUGGACUGGCCUUUUAAUUUGCGUGUUCCUGCAGUCAGUUUUCUUCAUAUUCCUUCUAUUAAAGCUAAACUGGGUGAAAGCCACAGAGGAGGCACAGAUAAGAGCUGGAGUUCAAUUGGAAUGCUCAGAGGAUGAUACAACAGAGAGGACUAAUAGUGUUUAUGUGAUUGAUGAAGGCCCUCACUCUGACACUGAGAUGCUGGCAGAGAAUCUCCCCAUCUUGAUAACAACGAAGAAUCCAUUACCCUUACGAAUCUUGGUGGCUCGGAGACUCCUGACUCUGUUGGCUAUGUUCAUUAUUCUGGCUGUAGGAAUUUCUUUAAGUGUAAUUAUAAAGCGGUAGCCUAAAGCCGUGCUUCAGAGUUAAUAGUCACAGGGAAUUUACUAGAUAUUUUUUCUGUUAUUGACUUCAGGCAGAAGGUUUACAGCCUCUUGUUAGGUCUUAUGUCUCAGGAUCUACAGAAGUGCAUAUUCUAAUUAAUAAUUUUUUAUGGGGAAAUAUUUCUUUGUGUGUGUAUAUAUAUAUAUAU